This is a messenger RNA of Williopsis jadinii, 529 nucleotides long. It is a transcript of the gene RPS24A, whose product is annotated as 40S ribosomal protein eS24. Gene Ontology annotation, molecular function: structural constituent of ribosome. Gene Ontology annotation, cellular component: ribosome. Lineage: Eukaryota; Fungi; Ascomycota; Saccharomycetes; Phaffomycetales; Wickerhamomycetaceae. Gene Ontology annotation, biological process: translation. The record is from RefSeq and is a predicted model, not a curated record. Bases 1 to 417 code for a protein of 138 amino acids. The transcript has 2 exons.
AUGGAGGGUCCCAGUGACGCUAUUACCAUUAGAACCAGAAAGGUUAUUAACAACCCAUUGUUGGCUAGACUCCAAUUCGUCAUUGACGUUUUGCACCCAAACAGGGCUAACGUCUCCAAGGAUGAGUUGAGAGAGAAGUUGGCUGCCACUUACAAGGCUGACAAGGAUGCUGUCUCUGUCUUUGGUUUCAGAACCCAAUACGGUGGUGGUAAGUCUACUGGUUUCGGUCUUGUCUACAACUCUGUUGCUGAUGCUAAGAAGUUCGAGCCAACCUACAGAUUGGUCAGAUACGGUUUGGCCCAAAAGGUUGAGAAGGCUUCUAGACAACAAAGAAAGCAAAAGAAGAACAGAGACAAGAAGGUCUUCGGUACCGGUAAGAGAGCUGCUAAGCACGCUGCUCGUCGUAACGCUGACUAAACUGGUUAAAAGGUUCAUAUCUAAAACUAUUUUGAUCUUUUGUUUGUGUGGAUUAUGAUGGGUGUAUAAAAUCGAAAAAACGUCAUUUUUAAUGUUUCCAAAAGUAUCUGUG